Cajanus cajan (pigeon pea) is the source of this 942-nucleotide messenger RNA. Lineage: Eukaryota; Viridiplantae; Streptophyta; Magnoliopsida; Fabales; Fabaceae. The record is from RefSeq and is a predicted model, not a curated record.
UUAGAAAGCAAGUGUAUAAUAAGACUCAUCUCUUUUAUUAAUUAUUAGAGUGGGGAUUAAUUUCAUUGCAUCAAAAUGUAUUAAUUAAUUAUUUUUUUCAUGGAUAUGAUUCACAUAAUGUUCUAAAGAUGAAAACUAAAAUUUAAAGUAAAAAAAAAUGAUUUUCUUAUUUGUUGUAUUAAUGUUUUCCUCGAAUUUACAGGUUAUGCUACUUGCAGGAACAGACACAUCAUCAGUAACAUUAGAAUGGGCCAUGUCUAAUUUAUUAAACCAUCCAGAAAUAUUGAAGAAGGCAAAAAAUGAAUUAGACACUCAUAUUAGACAAAAUUGCUUAGUUGAUGAACCUGACCUUUCGAAACUCUCCUACCUUCAGAGCAUUGUUUAUGAGACACUUCGUUUACAUCCUGCUGCGCCAAUGUUGGUACCCCAUUUGUCUUCAGAAUAUUGCACCAUAGGAGAAUAUAAUGUCCCUCAAAACACAAUUUUGUUAGUUAAUGCUUGGGCUAUUCACAGAGAUCCCAAGUUGUGGAGUGAUCCAACACAUUUUAAGCCCGAGAGGUUUGAGAAGGAAAGUGAAGCAAGCAAGUUACUUUCAUUUGGAUUAGGGAGGAGGGCUUGUCCUGGUGCAAACUUGGCCCAACGUACAGUCAGCUUAACUCUGGCCUUGUUAAUUCAAUGUUUUGAGUGGAAAAGAACUAGCAAGGAAGAAAUUGAUAUGACCGAAGGAAAAGGGGUCACUAUGCCAAAAAAGUUUCCCUUAGAAGCUAUGUGCCAAGUGUGUCAAUCACCAACAAUUAAUGGUAUUUUCUAAUUUCUAAUGCUAUUAAAAACACACCAUGUUCUACCAAAAGUCAUUAGCACAAGUGGUUCAACAUUUGUAUUCUUUAAUCAAUGACUGAUGUUCGAUUUUCAAUUUGAAUAGAGUCGAGACUAGAGAUAUCA